AUGGACACUGAUGAGGCUGAACUGAUGGGCACUGAGCAGGCUGCACUGAUGGGCACUGACCUAACCCAGGUCAGACUGAACCAGGGGCAAACUGACAACUCAUGGGGCCCCCGGGCAAUAGGGGAUCAUGGGGCCCCUGUGUCCUUGCCCAAACUCAAAAAAAGCCUAUGAAAAAGGUACCAGGGGCAUCUCAUGGGGCCCCCUACUGACCCCGGGCCCUCGGGCAGUGCCCGAGUUUCCAAAUGGUCAGUCUGCCCCUGGAC
This is a messenger RNA of Staurois parvus, 263 nucleotides long. The record is from the annotation of a GenBank genome assembly. Lineage: Eukaryota; Metazoa; Chordata; Amphibia; Anura; Ranidae.